ACAUGCGUCAAAUCCUCGAAGCGCUACGCUACUGUCACGAGAACGACAUCGUACAUCGCGACGUGCGCCCCCACUGCGUGCUGUUGGCCGGGAGAGACAACUGUGCGCCGGUGAAGCUUGGCGGGUUUGGAGUGGCUGCCCAGUUGCCGACGCCUACGGCUAAUAGGGCGCCUCCUGAACUCGUGAUGGAAAGCCGUCAGCUAGUCGGCCCUAUGGGCUUAGCGUAUCUGAAAACUGACGAGUAUGGUCGCAUCGGCACCCCUCACUACAUGGCUCCAGAGGUGGUGUCCAGCCAGCUGUACGGGAAACCAGUGGAUGUCUGGGCUUGCGGCAUACUGCUUCAUGUGUUGCUGGUCGGGUAUCUACCCUUCACUGGCACCAGGGAGAGAUUGUUUGAAGCUAUUUGCCGUGGACGUUUGAGAUUCGACGCGCCCAUGUGGGACGACAUCAGCGACUCCGCCAAAGACCUGGUGCAGCGCAUGCUGACGGUGGACCACACUCAACGCAUCUCCAUACAGGACGUGCUCAACCACCGCUGGAUCCGGGACCGCGACAAGCAAUCCCGCAUCCACCUCUCGGGCGCCGUCGAAGAACUCAAGAAGUUCAACAGCCGCCGCCGCCUACGCGCCUCCACGCUGGGCGCGGCCGCCGUGGAUGAGGACGAGGACAGUGAGGCCGACCCGAGGACGCAGGCCGUGAUGGAGGAGGCUGCCGCCGCUGGUGAGACUGUAGAUACUAGAUAUACAGGGUGUUGCAAUAAGGGUAUUUCAAGAGAGCCGAAAGAGAGGUAA
Molecule: messenger RNA, 791 nt
Organism: Plutella xylostella (diamondback moth)
Lineage: Eukaryota; Metazoa; Arthropoda; Insecta; Lepidoptera; Plutellidae
Source: RefSeq, a predicted model, not a curated record